AUUAUAACUGUCCAAAAGGCUAUCGAUGAUAAUAAAUUUAAACAUGUGUCUUUUAAUGAUUUCGGAGAAAAAACUAGGAUAGGUAGAGGAGGCUUUGGUUAUGUAUAUACAACAACUUGUACAGUGUUUUCGGAAGUAGUAGCAUUGAAAGAAAUAUUUUUUGACAUUGAAGAUAACGAAGCUUGUAUUAAAAGAUUCUUAAACGAG
Dentiscutata erythropus is the source of this 207-nucleotide messenger RNA. NCBI's taxonomy places the organism in Eukaryota, Fungi, Glomeromycota, Glomeromycetes, Diversisporales, Gigasporaceae. The record is from the annotation of a GenBank genome assembly.